UAUAUAUUAUAAUUCUCGUUGAGUAUCCUGCUCUUAUAACUUUUGGCGCUAUCUUUCAAAUUAAUCAUGCGGCGUCACCAUAAUAUGAUGAUUUUUGACGACAAAUUUUCAUACACAGAGAUGAUGCUCUUUAUCUCUUUCUUCCAUACAAAUAGCAUCACAAUCAAGGCUUGCCAGCUCCAUCGUGAUUAUUAUAGAAGUUAUAAAUCUAGUCGUCAUCCUCUUACUUACUUCAAAGAACCCGAAUACAUGUGGCAAUGUCCGUCGGAAAUGUCUCACGUUUAUUUGAAUUUCCCGGCGUUCCACGUGAGAUACAAGCAUCCUACAGUAGUUCCGGCUACCUUAGGACGGACUUCUGAUAUGCCUGCAUUGCCCGAUCGUUGUUUAGCUGCUCGUUACAACAAGCCCCCUUGUAAGGCUUUCAUUAGAUAAUGUUGAGAUAAUAUUUCCAGCAAUGUAUUUUCCUUACUUCCAAAACUAUGUUUUUAAUAAAAGUUUAAUUACUUA
This is a messenger RNA of Manduca sexta (tobacco hornworm), 507 nucleotides long. RefSeq lists its product as uncharacterized. The transcript is spliced from 3 exons. The record is from RefSeq and is a predicted model, not a curated record. Lineage: Eukaryota; Metazoa; Arthropoda; Insecta; Lepidoptera; Sphingidae. The coding region runs from base 67 to 432 and encodes 121 amino acids.